Molecule: messenger RNA, 1137 nt
Organism: Colletotrichum costaricense
Lineage: Eukaryota; Fungi; Ascomycota; Sordariomycetes; Glomerellales; Glomerellaceae
Product: O-methyltransferase
Exons: 4
Coding region: 1-1137 (378 amino acids)
Molecular function (GO): O-methyltransferase activity
Source: RefSeq, a predicted model, not a curated record
AUGUCUUCCAUCACUGAGCUGCUUUACGACCUUGUCGGAAAGCUUUCUGCUCUCAUUGAAUCCCCAUUAAAGCAAUCUGAGAUGAAUGAAAAGAUUACACAAAUUGCGGAACGGGUCAUCGCUGCUGCCCGGCCUGAUAUGCCCGACUGGACUACAAGGGUCAAUGGCUUCGGCGAGUUCGUUGCCAUGAAGCUUUUUAUUGAUUGGAACGCGUUUGAAGCAAUUCCUCCAAGUGGAACUAUCUCGGAUGAAGAACUUUCCAAGAAGCUCAACGCUGACAAGUCUUUGGUUCGUGAAGAGGAGUUGGCACAUACCGAGAUCUCCAAACGCUAUCUUCCAGGCUUGCCGGAUACAGUCGUGUUUAGUUUCUGGUAUGAGGGAACUAUUGUGCCUUCCGUGAAAAUGCCGGAACACUUCGCGAAGUACGGCCGCCGAGAGCCAGAUUCUGAGAUCCGAACACCACUGGCCUUUGGAUUUGGCCAGCCAGAGAUGACGCCGUACGAAGUUUACUACCAAGAACCAAAGAGAAGGGACCAGUUCCAGAAAGCCAUGCAAAUGGCACAAUAUGCGGCCCCUUUCACCGGCUCGUACAACUUCAGUUGGAUCAAGGAGAAAAUCCGAAACAUGAACGAGCAACGGGCAGUACUUGUGGACGUUGGCGCCGGAAAUGGCCACGUCACCAAGGCCAUAUUGCAGGAAAACUCAUUCAUCCCAACGGAACGCGUCGUUCUCGAGGAUAGAGAGGAUGUGCUUAAACAUGUAGCCGCAAUGAAUGAUCCGUGGCUGAAAGAUGCCAAGUUACAAAUCCACGAUCUUCAUACGAGGCAGCCUAUCAAGCGUCAGUACUUCAUUAUCCUAUCCAAACUCACAGAAACCUUGACUCAUGGCUUCUCACAGACGCUCUGGUUUAUUGGAUACGCCAUGGCAUCCGAUAGCAGGCUUCUCAUUGCCGACAAUGUCAUACCUAAUCCGCCUCCGAUUUCAGAAUGCAUGCUAGACUUUACGAUGUUGAAUACUGCUGGCAAGGAGAGAACGGCCACUGCUUUUAAUGACGUCAUCACCCGUGCGGGACUGAGAAUGGUAAAGGUGCAUGGUAUGGAUAAGAAAUUACAAGUUGUCGAGUGUGUCAAGGCUUGA